Babjeviella inositovora NRRL Y-12698 is the source of this 1745-nucleotide messenger RNA. RefSeq lists its product as uncharacterized. Bases 306 to 1646 code for a protein of 446 amino acids. The transcript has a single exon. Lineage: Eukaryota; Fungi; Ascomycota; Pichiomycetes; Serinales. The record is from RefSeq and is a predicted model, not a curated record.
UCUCCACCUUCGCUUCCAUCGCCUAGACAUAUUCCCUCGUUCAGUGCUUAUAGCGGUAUUCGAUACAGCUAGACACAUCGUUCAAACCAGCCCUCAGACUCAAUUCAAUCCAGCAUUUAGGAUUCCUUUCCGCGAAUCUUCAUAACCCUCGACACCCCGCUUCCGACAGCAUAAGAGUACAUAGCUCUUCUGCCGACCGUCCUUUCAUCGUGAUUCUCAGCGACAGCUUCCUUACCAGCACCCCAUUCACCAGGGACUCUGCUGACGACUUGACUGACAAGUUUCUUGAAGUCUCUUCCUUAUUCAUGAGCUUCAACUACGAAUCCCCACCGUAUCCCCAGGGCUCCGACGUGUCCAGUUCCAUGGAGUAUAUGGAGCCGCCCGUCGGCUACUUUUCGGCCCCAGCGCAGUACUCUGUUCCCGCGGACCAGAACGAUCAGAUGGGCUAUGUCUACGCUCCCCCGGGUUACCAGAUGCCCGUGGCAGACGUUCCGGCCUCCAACACCCUGCAGGUUUACUUCCCCAAUUCUGACUUUACCAGCUUCCAUUCAGACACCCCUCCCACGAGCACUGGUUUGUCCUUUGCGACUCCCUUGAACACGCCUGGCUACCACCAUGCGUUUGAUCCUAACGACGCCUCUGCAUACCCCCAAACCCUUCUCGCGUCGCCUUUCAACCAAUCGCAGACAUUCCAGCCCCCAUUCCAAAUGUUUGUUCCCCAGCAAAACAUAGUGCACUACCCAUCCGCUGGUCCGGAAUUUGUGCAAUACGAUACACCUGCUAUGGAGUACCAGCCUGAAUCGUUCCAGUUCCAGGCUACUCCCCUUCAAGCAGACUCCAAGACGUUCGACAAGUCGAUAGCGAAACGGUGCAAAGUGGUGCGAGGCAUUUCUUCCGGAGGCAGCGCCACCAGGCCGCCAAAGGCGGUGCCAGGCAAUAAUUCGACCUACCUUCCAGUGAGCUUGCAGUUGAACGACGCUUCCGUGGAGGAAUUGUGUUACCCCAACUGGAACCAGAGUGAGAUAGCUGAUGCCAGAAGAAUUAUCCGCAUUGAACGUUUCCAGUAUGGGUUCCACAUUGGUGCUAAUUUCUCCAUUGUGGGCUCGGCCGAAGAGAACCCGGAAACAAAGCCAGCACCGCCCGGAGCGGAUGUGCUUGAGGUUUCCUGUUUGGAGUGUUAUGUAUCACCUCGUGAGGAGCUGGAAGAUGCAGGUGACCUCCAGGCAAUGCUGGCACAAAGUGACAUUAAGCGCAAACGGUACUACAUCACGUCUGUGGAGGUGAUCAAGAUUGUGGAGUUGUUGAUAGGCAGUCGUGACCAGGAUGCCGCCGAUAAGCGGAAGGAAAGAGGCCGGAUCCGGUCCAAUUUGGUCCCCUUCUGGUCCCGUAGACCCAUAUCCUCCCGCAGCCACCACUCCUCCACCCCCAUGAGUUAUACCUCCUCUCCAGAAUCCUAUACUCCAGCACAGCUCAACCAGGCAGACUUUAGGGUCGAAAUGGCCAAGCGUAUUAUGGGCUACGAGCACAGAAAGCCACGGGGCUUUGACAAGGAGGUGCGAAUUUUGAGGUGGGAGAAAUUGGGGCCUGCGUUGAUGCGGGCACUCCAAUGCUACUACGCCGAAAUCCCCAUGGAGGAUUUUCUCUGAGUCCAUUGUGGGACCUAGAAGAGGUCUACGGAUAGAUGAGCCUUUGGCUGUGGCUUCUACAUUUUUUAGAUAAUAUAUCAGGAUCUUGCAAGACGAUAA